CCUGUCAAUAUCGUUUCCUUCCAUAGUCGAGAUAUCGGUCGGUUCGAUUCGAUUCUUCUUUUUUGUUUUUUGCUCUUGAGAAAAAGUGGUCUUUCGGAUCCUAACACUUCCCCGUACUCGCGACAAUGUUGCCGUGCUAAGAAAUAUCAGGAUCAUUGGUGAUCUCCGAUCGCGAAUAACGGUGCGCGAUCGGUGCAUCCUUCACGAGCUGUAGUGUUCUUGCGGAUUCGACUUUCAGAGUAGAAAGUCUAAAAAAUCGCAACAGUGAUGAGCAGGUGUCAGCGAGCACGUGAAACAGUGAAGAUCCUCAAUUGCUCUAAAAGUGUGACCCAAGUCAUCAGAAGAAUAAAGUGUUACUUAUUAUGAUACACGCGAGUGUUAAACCAAACGUAAUCCAGUGGCUUACGCAUGCUUAGAGGCUACAUGUGUAGAAUUAAGGAGUUUUGUAUGUCUCAUGAAUUCAAUGUGUUUUCACAACAACUGUUAAGUUUUAUUCGUUAUAUUUUUCUCAACCACUAAUCUCUCAUUCUGGAUCAUCCAAGCGUCAGAGAUUGCAACCAUAACGACGGCUUCGAAUCCCGGGAAGGUGGAGCUAUGUAUAUAUCAUGCGGGAGUGCCGAUAGUACAACUCCCAUGGAGCCGGAAACGGGAUACGUCCCGAAUAAUCCCCUAUUUGGGAUGCCCCUCGACAGUCCGCAGGAAUGUCCAUCUUCUUGCGGUGGGAGCGGUUGUUCUAGCUGUCAGGAGAGCACAUCUCUUCCAUUGCCAGGCCUGCACGGAUCGGAUUUCGUCGACUGCGGAAACUGUCUCGACCACAACGGUGCGCUCAGUUCACAAAACCACCUAGGCAACUACUGGAGCGAAGAUAUGAGCACAUUCCCAGGGCUGCCACCAUUGGACAUCGACCCGUUGCCCAGCCUGUUUCCCUUCUCACCUUGUGGUGCUACGUACAACAGACCCGAACGUCCAACCCACGACGUGGCCGAUGUGCUGUUGUCGCUGAAACACGCCGUCCUCAAGCAAAGCCCAGAUCCGCAGCAGCUGCCCCAAGCACCAUCGCCCAGCUUUGCCCCUCCGCAGGCAUCACUUUCGUACACCGUCCACCCGCAGAUGCUCCUGUCGCCGGUUAGCCAUCACAAUCACAAUUCGCACUACAGUCAAGCUCAAUCUCAGAGUGGAUCAUAUCCCUCGAACUAUUACGAAACGUCUUGUGCACAACAUUCAACGCCAAUCUAUCCGAGCAUGAGUGUGAACGUUAGCAUGAACAUGACAAUGCACGGUUACGGUGCAGCGGAUGGAACAAUGCCAAUGCAGUGCUCCCAGAUGCAGUGGGGUCCUCAGACUCCGUCAUCCUCGGUGAAUGUCCUGUAUCCACCAUUGCUCAGUCCAGUGCCGUAUCCGGCUGGUGCUACCUACUCGUUCACCGCUGACUUUAGGCCACAAAAUCAAACGCAGAAUCUAUCACCAAUACUGGAAUCCUCAAAGAAUUCCAGCUUACAGUCGCACCACCAUAAAUCGUACUAUCAACCGAACGCGGCAGACUACUCGCCACCAAAGACUCCUCCGGAAUACGAACAGACCGAUUUUCAACUGAAAAUGAAAACGGAAAAGUCGUUGGGAAUCAACUACGAGGAGGAAGACGGAAGCGGCAGCGACGGUCAAAACGGAGACAACAAGCCGAACCUCUGUCGGCUAUGUGGCAAAACGUACGCCAGGCCAAGCACGCUCAAAACACACCUUCGAACACACUCCGGGGAGCGCCCGUACCGGUGUUCGGACUGUAACAAGAGUUUCAGUCAGGCUGCCAAUUUGGCCGCUCACAUUCGCACUCACACGGGGCAGAAACCGUUCCGGUGUCCGAUUUGCGAUCGACGUUUCUCGCAAAGUUCUAGCGUCACAACCCACAUGCGCACUCACUCUGGAGAGCGACCCUAUCGCUGCCGGGCCUGUAAGAAAGCCUUCAGCGACAGCUCCACACUUACCAAGCAUCUGAGAAUACACAGCGGCGAAAAACCCUAUCAGUGUAAGCUGUGCUUGCUGAGGUUCUCCCAGUCCGGCAACCUUAACCGCCAUAUGCGCGUUCAUGGAACAAAUGGACAGGCUCUCAUGACAUGACAGCAGAAACAAACGCAGCAACCGCCUCCACCUCUUCCUCCGGGGUCUUUUACGCACCCCUACGGCCAAUCUCCUCAGAACGCGCUCCAUCACUACAGUCGCACUUCGUCUGCAUUGAUGGCCCCGGCAGCCGUACAAUCCGUUGGUGUAGGUGCUCCGACCGCCACGGGAACGACAAGCACAUCGACAGGCUCCAACUACGGAAGCAGCAUGCCAUUUUCCCCUGUCGGAACCAGCGCCAGCAAUUCCUACAACAGCUUCAACUUCAAACCAUUCCCACCGCCACCGCAUCAUCAUCACCAGCUGUCCUACUUUGAAGAGUACCACCACUAUCAACAGCAGCGCAACAAAUACGAUGAUAUUAACCUGUUUAGGAACAACUUUGUGAAUAUAUUUUAAGCUCUCGUCUUUCUACUUCGCAUCUCACGCGCAUUCCUUCAGCUAUGGAAGGUCACAAUCAAUAUCUCAAUAUACUUGUGUAAUAGCAGUUCUGAUUGUUAGGUGUCAAGCAGCGCGCAGCAGUCGUUAAUCGUUAAUUCUAGUCAGCGUUUUUUUGAAAGGUACACAAACAGGAAAUUGUAACUAAUGGCGAAUCAACGAGCAACCAGGUUAUCAACUAGCAACAUGAAGGAAAAUUUAGACAUUGGUAGCAUUCUAGGAUACUCCUAACUGUUUUCUGUACAUGUUCCAAGUAGUUUGUACGAAGGAUGAUGGAAGAGUUUUGUGUGAUUCAAGAUAACUGUACUGAA
Messenger RNA from Ochlerotatus camptorhynchus, 2864 nucleotides. It is a transcript of the gene gl, whose product is annotated as glass. Lineage: Eukaryota; Metazoa; Arthropoda; Insecta; Diptera; Culicidae. The record is from RefSeq and is a predicted model, not a curated record. Gene Ontology annotation, biological process: regulation of transcription by RNA polymerase II. The transcript is spliced from 6 exons. Bases 595 to 2115 code for a protein of 506 amino acids. Gene Ontology annotation, molecular function: DNA-binding transcription factor activity; RNA polymerase II cis-regulatory region sequence-specific DNA binding. Gene Ontology annotation, cellular component: nucleus.